Alosa alosa (allis shad) is the source of this 1299-nucleotide messenger RNA. RefSeq names its product solute carrier family 35 member A4 (gene slc35a4). Gene Ontology annotation, cellular component: Golgi membrane. The record is from RefSeq and is a predicted model, not a curated record. Gene Ontology annotation, biological process: pyrimidine nucleotide-sugar transmembrane transport. Gene Ontology annotation, molecular function: pyrimidine nucleotide-sugar transmembrane transporter activity. The transcript has a single exon. The coding region runs from base 32 to 1033 and encodes 333 amino acids. Lineage: Eukaryota; Metazoa; Chordata; Actinopteri; Clupeiformes; Clupeidae.
GUUUAUGCCUGUGAGAAGUCCCCUGUAAUCAAUGAUUGUGAUUGAUAAUCUGAGUGCGGAGCCCCCCGAGCCUGUCCGUGGUGACCUCUGGCGUCGGGGAAACGUCUGCUGUCUCUCCUCACGCUGGCCUCUUCUGCUCUGCAUGCUGGUUCUGAUUUACGGUUCCCACGCCCCCCUCAUUGCGCUCACCCAAUCAGACGGCCGCGUCCCCUACAGCCCCUCCUCCUGCGUUGUCCUCAUCGAGCUCACAAAGCUGCUGGUUUCCACGGCGACGCUGCUGGCCACCAAGGGCGGGUCGGCCCUGUGUGGCGCGCCGGUCCGCUGGGUCCUAGCACUGCCCUACGCAGCUCCUGCGCUGCUCUACGCCCUCAACAACAACCUGGUGGUGUACAUGCAGGCUCACAUGGACCCUAGCACCUUCCAGCUGCUAAGCAACCUCAAGAUCGUCACCACGGCGACGCUCUACUCGUCGUGCCUGGGCAGGCGGCUGCGGCCUGUCCAGUGGCUGGCCCUGGUGCUGCUCACGCUGGCCGGGGGAGCGCACAGCUACAGCAGCCUGGACAGGGAGGCCCAGACUGGGCCAGAGGGCCACCGGGGCCCCAGACUGCACGUGACUGGGCCGGGCCUGCUGCUGCUGCUGCUCUACUGCACGGCCUCGGGGCUGGCCGCAGUGGUGACCGAGCGUGCUCUCAAGGGCCAGCGGCUGCCGCUCAGCCUGCAGAACAUCUUCCUGUACGGCUGGGGCGUGGCCAUCAACGUCGCCUCCCACAUGGGCGGAGUCGGUGAGGGCCGGGGCUUCCUGGAGGGCUUUUCUGCGCUGGUAUGGCUGAUUGUGAUUGGGCAGGCGGCGGCGGGGCUGAUGAUGUCAGUGGUGAUGAAGCACGGCAGCGGAAUCCUGCGGCUUUUCGUCAUCUCUGCGGCCAUGCUGGUCAACAGCGCCUUCUCCUGGGCACUGCUGGGACUGCAGCUCACACCCCUCUUCCUGCUGCCGACAGGACUCGUCGCUCUCGCUGCCUACCUGUACUACAGGUAAUGGCCAAGGGACUAGUGACCUGUACUACAAGUAAGGUAGUGACCUGUUCUACAGGUAACAGCCAGGUGCCCUAAGUCGCAGGCAGCAUACCUGAAUUACAGGUGAAAUGCAGCUACACGAUGUGUGUACCUCAGUUUGUUUUUUUGUCCACUGAUUUGGGUAGUGACACGGUUAAAACCCAUUUGCUUUUCAUCCAUUCUGUUGCUGCUGUGUAGGAUUUGGUUUCAUUCAUGGGGAUUUCCACCCCAUCGCACAAGAGAACCCCC